Sphaeroforma arctica JP610 is the source of this 169-nucleotide messenger RNA. RefSeq lists its product as hypothetical. Gene Ontology annotation, molecular function: monooxygenase activity; iron ion binding; heme binding. Lineage: Eukaryota; Ichthyosporea; Ichthyophonida. The record is from RefSeq and is a predicted model, not a curated record. The annotation marks the transcript as partial. The transcript is spliced from 2 exons.
AUGUCUGUAUAUAAGUUUGGGGCAAAUGUGGGCGCGGCGGGUAGAGACACGACUGCCCUGGCGUUGAACUGGACGGUCUACUCACUGUGCAACACACCCGAUGCCAAGAACGCCUUCUUCAAAGAGGUGGACAAUGUCAUGGGCGACAAGAACAUCAGCUAUGCUAUUG